Messenger RNA from Seriola aureovittata, 2172 nucleotides. It is a transcript of the gene dpys, whose product is annotated as dihydropyrimidinase. The coding region runs from base 158 to 1645 and encodes 495 amino acids. The transcript has 9 exons. The record is from RefSeq and is a predicted model, not a curated record. Gene Ontology annotation, molecular function: dihydropyrimidinase activity. Gene Ontology annotation, cellular component: cytosol; cytoplasm. Lineage: Eukaryota; Metazoa; Chordata; Actinopteri; Carangiformes; Carangidae. Gene Ontology annotation, biological process: pyrimidine nucleobase catabolic process.
UUGGAGCUGACCUGCGCCUCUGUAAACUUUCUGCACACCAGUGUCUGCACAGACAGUCGAGCGUCAGAGCGCAUCUGCAGCUUUCCUCUCACGUUCGCACAAACUCCGGCUCUUUGAUCCUUUAUUCUGAACCCUCUGUCAGUUGUGCACAGCGGGAAUGGAGCCCAGCGGGAUCUUGAUAAAAGGAGGCAAAGUUGUGAAUGAAGACUGCUCCGUGAUCGGCGACGUCUACAUUGAAAAUGGGAAAAUAGUUGAAGUUGGACUGAAUCUUCUGAUCCCAGCGGGAGUGCGAGUUAUCGAUGCCACCGAUAAGCUGGUGAUCCCGGGCGGCAUCGACACUCACACGCACAUGGAGCUGGCGUUCAUGGGCACCAAGGCGGUGGAUGACUUCCACAUCGGAACUAAGGCUGCUCUAGCAGGAGGGACAACAAUGAUCCUGGACUUUGUCAUCCCCCAAAAGGGCAAGUCUCUCCUGGAGGCCUACGACUGCUGGCGCAAGACGGCUGACCCCAAAGUUUGCUGCGACUACUCGCUGCAUGUCGCCGUCACGUGGUGGAGUGAUAAGGUCAAGAAGGAGAUGGAGACUCUGGCCAAAGAGAGAGGAGUGAAUUCUUUCAAGAUGUUUAUGGCCUAUAAAGAUGUGUUCAUGUUGGCGGACUCAGAGCUUUAUGCUGCCUUCAGCCAGUGUAAGGAGAUCGGAGCUAUAGCUCAGGUGCAUGCUGAGAAUGGAGACCUGAUAGCAGAGGGAGCUAAGAAGAUGCUGGCCCUCGGCAUCACGGGGCCCGAGGGCCAUGAGCUGUGUCGGCCAGAGGAGGUGGAGGCUGAGGCCACCCUGAGAGCCGUCACCAUCGCUCACGCUGUCAACUGCCCGCUCUAUGUGGUCCAUGUCAUGAGCAAAUCUGCCGCCAAGGUGGUGUCGGAAGCACGCAGAGAUGGUCGUGUGGUGUUCGGGGAGCCCAUUGCAGCAGGGCUGGGCACAGAUGGUACCCACUACUGGAACAAAGAGUGGGCCCAUGCUGCUGGCUUUGUCAUGGGUCCUCCACUCAGACCUGACCCCAGCACCCCUGGGUACCUCAUGGACCUGCUCGCCAAUGAUGAUCUCAGUGUGACAGGAACAGACAACUGCACCUUCUCCGUGUGCCAGAAGGCCCUGGGCAAAGACGACUUCACCAAGAUCCCCAACGGAGUGAACGGCGUGGAGGACAGGAUGUCUGUCAUCUGGGAGAAAGGAGUGCACAGCGGCAAAAUGGACGAGAAUCGAUUUGUGGCCGUCACCAGCAGCAACGCAGCAAAAAUCUUCAACUUCUACCCGCAGAAAGGCCGUAUCGCCAAGAACUCGGAUGCUGAUGUGGUUAUAUGGGACCCCAAGUUGACAAGGAAGAUAUCAGCCAAGACCCACCACCAGGCUGUGGACUACAAUAUCUUCGAGGGCAUGGAGUGCCACGGUGUCCCUGUCAUCACCAUCUCCAGAGGCAAAGUGGUCUAUGAGGCGGGGCAGCUGAAGGUGUCUCCGGGACACGGCCGAUUCAUCCACAGAAAACCCUUCUCUGAGUUUGUUUACAAAAGAGUCAAGCAAAGGCAGCAGGUGGGGAAACCUACAGCUGUGACCAGAGAGCCCUACCAAGGCAAAGUCAUUUCCAUAUGAACGACUGACCGAGAACAUGCAAGGUACCCUGAGCUCCAGCUGUGUGUCUCCAGAAGAUGUCAAAGCCAAAACAACUGAGCCCUGUCUCACUGAUGAACCUGCUCUGAGUGGUUUAAAAUAUGGUCUUAUAUUUCUGCGAGUCACACAUACAUUAUUCAGUCAUUUAAAUCACUGUGUGCGGUAAAGGUGGGGGUGUUGGCCUUUGGGUCAACUCUGAUCAACACUAUGUCCUGUUGGCAGAUAAUACCUUUGUUAUAUUUGCUCAACUGUGUGAGGUUUCCAGGUCUGCUCUGCUCGGUACGCAGGUCAGUGGAUCCCUAUCUGCUGCUGAAAAUCAUAUUUGCUCUAACAUGCAUUAUGCAAUCAAGUAAUUCACUGUAAGGAAUUAAACUACGGCUUAUGCACGAUUUCAUGGUUUAAAACCGGUGGUGAUUAGAAAAGAGGAUCGUUUAUAUUUGUGCAUAUUGUGUUAUGAAUGAUACAUAUUUCUGUAAUAUAUAAAAAUAACAAAAUUCCCGUAACCUUAA